AUGAAUUGCAAGCACGGCAAGGGAACCGUAGCUGCCGGCUCCACGCAGAGCCCCCUGUUCUGGAGUAAGGCCUGCUUCUGCAGCAGCCAACAAAAGGCGACGCCGACGGCACGGACGGCAGCGGCGCGCUUCGGGCGUGGUGGCAUUGCCGAAGAAGCCGCGGCCAAGGACCCUCCGUUUUCCCAACCUGCCAAACCCACCGAAUCAACUGAUGACGGCGGCAGUACUCAGUACAGGCAGGCACAACAUGAGCAGCCGCAACAGCAGCGGCGGCAGCAGCAGCGGAGGCGGCAGUUCGGCCCGGAACCACCUCCUCCCUCAGAUCCCGCGGGGGUCGGCUCUCGAACCUCCAUGGCGGAGAAGGGCCCUGCGCCAUCGGUUACAUCUCCGUCGCCGCCGACGGGCAGGACUGGCGGCGUGGCGGAGGCAGCAGCGGCAGCGGCAGCUACUGCUCCAAAGCGGCGAGGGAGGCCGCCUAAAGCCAAGGCGUCGGAGGUCAGCAUCGCUGGCCCGGCGCCGCCGCCGCCGCCACAGCAACCAGCGCAAUCCUCAGCAACGAUACCGUUGGCGGAGGCGGCGGCGGCCGUGGCGGCGGCCAUUGUCCCUGAGACCAGCAGUAACAGUAGCAGUAGCGGAAGCAGCGAGCGGCGAUCCUUCGGACCUGAGCCGCCGUCACCUUCGCCGCCGCCCCGGUCUGACGGCGGCGACGGCAUGCCGUUCCCGUUCACCCUUCCGGAAGACCCCCGCCAGCUUAACGCCGACGACAUCCUGGACCUGCCCCUUCCUGACCCACGGGUCGGUGAGCGCUUCCGCCUGGGUGGCGACCUGAGCGAGCUGGAGGAGCUGGGGGAGGCCGCAGGCGUCGGAGGCGCUAGCAGCGGUGGCGAUGACGGCGACGGCGCCGACGACGACGCGGACUUAGACUACGACGAGCUUAUCGCGUUGGCGGGGCGGGUAGACGCCGCUAGUUACGUAGCUCGCGCAUUUGAACGCGCCAAGCAGGGCUUGGACCCCGUGCCUGAUCCUGCGUUGCGGGAUGUGGAGGCAGAAGUCGAAGCACCCGCCGCGCCCCCGUCUCGGAAUGUUGGGGUGGAGGGCCGCCGAAACACAGACGACGAUGCCGACGACGACACCGCGACGGCAGCAGCAGCGCCGCCCUCUCCGCAACCGCCUUUACUUGACGCCGUCUAUGUCGAUGACGAAGUGGAAGAUUACGGGGGUAACGCCCCCGGCGGCGGCGGUGGUACGGCGGAAGAAGCCCAGGUCGCGGCGCAGCGGCGGGUUGCGUUACUGGUGGAUUUGCUGGCGGCCUCGGGUGCGGAACUGGAAGCCAAGCUUGAGGCCGCCGCGCCGGAGGUGGACGAGCAGCUGCUCGCUCUCCUGGAACGGCGUUACACCGCGGCACUGACGCUGCGUCAGGACGCCGCCGCCGUUGAGCGCAUCGCAACGCUGUACCGGGCCCUGCGGUACAUGUACGAACGCCGUACGUCGAGCCCUGCGGAGCGACUUCUGGACGACGUCCUCGGCAUCUUGGGGGACGUGGAGCUGCAACCAGAACAGGAGCGGCGGCGCGGCGAAGCCGCUGCUAGGCUCCGUAACGCCUUCACUGGCGGCAUGCUGGACGUGGACGUGUUCACGGCGGCGGAGGCGCUGGCGGAGGGCCGUCAGGCGGCAGCGGAGGCGCUGGCGGGCGAGCAAGUCUCUCUGGAGUCUUUCAAGGCGGAGGCGAUGGGUUUAUUGGACCAUGCCCGGCGGGUACAGCAAGACACAACCUCAAGCUUGGAAACAAUCGAGAUGGAGGUUGCGAGGCUGCGGAGCGACGAACCGGUAACGUUGGAGGGCCGAGAGUGGCGGGUGAGGCUGGAACAGGUACGGCUGGCCCGGCAGGCGCUAGCUGAGCGCGAGCAGAGCAUCUCGGCACUGGAGGAGGUGUUGUUGCUGACACGGGCAGUGGAGCUGCAGAUACUGACUGGGCGGUUGGAGGGCAUUUAA
This is a messenger RNA of Volvox carteri f. nagariensis, 1992 nucleotides long. RefSeq lists its product as uncharacterized. The transcript is spliced from 2 exons. Lineage: Eukaryota; Viridiplantae; Chlorophyta; Chlorophyceae; Chlamydomonadales; Volvocaceae. The record is from RefSeq and is a predicted model, not a curated record. The coding region runs from base 1 to 1992 and encodes 663 amino acids.